This is a messenger RNA of Monodelphis domestica (gray short-tailed opossum), 1252 nucleotides long. RefSeq names its product testis expressed protein 56. NCBI's taxonomy places the organism in Eukaryota, Metazoa, Chordata, Mammalia, Didelphimorphia, Didelphidae. Gene Ontology annotation, molecular function: nucleic acid binding. The record is from RefSeq and is a predicted model, not a curated record.
UAUUUUUUGAGAGAUGGUAUAGAAAAUCAAUAUGUUAGCUCCCUGUAUUCUCCUUAGGAAAAUCCACAAGUUGAUAUUUUCUUUCUCUAUUUAGAGUCACUGAAAAUUUCUGGCAGGAUUAUUUAGAAUACCUGGCUUUCUCCUGUCUUUGACGAAGUAGCCUGAGAACUCAAAGUUCUUAUCCAGUAUUCAGGCCAUUAUGACUCAGAAUAGUCAUUAUCCAUACAGAAUAGGAAAAUAAAAAGUGAGAGUACCAUCAUUACAUUUAGACUUUACCAGUGACAGGGAAGGCCAGGGAAGGACCUGGUGUAUAUAGGCUCCAAAUUUUCCUUUCUUUAUUCCUUGUGUCUGUCAUCAUGACAACAAUACCAGAGGAUAUCCGAGCUAUCCUGAAAUUGCCACCCUUGACCAUGUAUCAGAAGGGGAAAACCGUUAACAGAACUCAAGAUAUUCGUAGCACUUUUGAGAGAAUCUCUAAACUUCACAGGCUCCUCCCUGAUCCUCUGAGGGAUGUGCUGUGCUCCUUCACUAGUGAAGAGGACCUUCGUGAAAAUAAUGAAUUCCCUGUAUUUGAAAAGAUUUUAAAAGUUAAGAAGCUGCCAAAUGAAAUUUAUAAAAUAACAGCACCAAAUCACAUGCCAUUCUGGAGAAGAUACAUGUCCAACAAAAUAUUUGAAGCGAAUAGAGAAUUCAUCUUUCGGAAGAGGCCUUUACAGGGGAUUAUAAUGUCAGCUGUAGUUGUGAGAUGGCUGGAAAGAAAUCUGAGACCAUCGCUGACUCAAGAAAUGGUUACUGAAGUGUUGUUAGUAUUUGGCCCUAUUGAAUCAGUUACUUCUAUGGGACAACGCAGUGCUCUAAUUAUAUUCGAGAACAUAAUUUCAGCUUCCAGAGCAGUAUCUGCUUUUCCUCAUGAUGGAAUACUCAAUAGGAUAAAGUGUAUUUGGUUCUAUAAAUACAUGGCAAAAGAUAGGAAAUAUAAGUGUGGUGGGAAAAGAGUUGUAAUUAAGAUUGAGGAUGUGAAUCCACAGUGAAAUGUAAUCAUCAGAACUGUAGUUUAAUAAAGGCACACGGCACCCUGAGUUUGGCCUAUGUAUCUUAAACAAGAAGAAAUUAACCAUCGCUUCAGAAAUGUUUGAUCUUCAUUUUCAAAACAAUCAGAGUUUCGACUUUCUAUUUAAGAAGUUUACAAUGGCAUUCAGGCAUUCAUCAGAGGUAAAUCGUGUUUGAAGUAAAUUACAUUCUUCCAAAUUCA